Portunus trituberculatus (swimming crab) is the source of this 859-nucleotide messenger RNA. Its product is annotated as small nuclear ribonucleoprotein-associated protein B-like. Gene Ontology annotation, biological process: mRNA splicing, via spliceosome. Gene Ontology annotation, cellular component: U2-type prespliceosome; U2 snRNP; cytoplasm. Lineage: Eukaryota; Metazoa; Arthropoda; Malacostraca; Decapoda; Portunidae. The transcript is spliced from 4 exons. The record is from RefSeq and is a predicted model, not a curated record. Bases 84 to 533 code for a protein of 149 amino acids.
CGGCGCCGCGUCCACCAAACGUUUGGAAGCGGCUGCUGAUUUUUUUACUUAUCGGUGUAAUCUGCCGACUAAACCUCUUCAAAAUGACGUUCUCCAAGAACAACAAGAUGCUGAGUCACAUCGGCUACAGGAUGAAGGUGACCAUGCAGGACAGCCGAACGUUCAUUGGUAUAUUCAAAGGUAAGAGAGAGGUAACAUUGUCUUGCACCCUACAGGAGGGACCCCGCGUCAACCUCACCGGUGCUGCCCCCGGCCCCGGCAUUGGCAGGCCCGCUGGCCGUGGCAUGCCUGGCCCUGGUGGUGCUGGCCUGCAGGGACCCGUGCGUGGAGUGGGUGGACCAUCCCAGCAGAUGAUGCAGCCUGCAGCCCGUGCCGGCCCCCAGCUCAACAUGCCACCCCGUGGAGGUCCCCCUGGCUCCAUGCCCCCACACAUGAUGGGUGGCAUGCCCCCACACAUGGGCCGUGGUGGUCCCAUGGGACCCCCCAGUGGCUCCAUGAUGAGAGGAGGUCCCCCUGGAGGCCGACCCUACUGAGGUGCCCCCGCCUUGGUCCUCCUCCCACUCCUCACCACCCCUGGUUACCUGCAGAGGCUCCUUGUCACCAUCACUCACCAUUGCUCUUCCUCUUUACUCUCAUCAUGUGUUUUAAGUCAAGUUAUGUUUACCUUUAUUGGUAUAAAUGUUAUCAGUUAAGAAAAUAUUUUUACUUGAGUUCAAUUUCUUAAAGUUUUGAUAUAAAUUUGUACUCAGAGUUUGUGCUCUUUAAAAUGUCUUCUAUUUGUCUUUUUCUGCCAUUAUUUUGGUAGGUAAAGAUUUUUUGUACAAAUUGAGACUUAAAUACAAUAUCAUCAUCAUCAUAA